Messenger RNA from Ilyonectria robusta, 849 nucleotides. RefSeq lists its product as uncharacterized. NCBI's taxonomy places the organism in Eukaryota, Fungi, Ascomycota, Sordariomycetes, Hypocreales, Nectriaceae. The record is from RefSeq and is a predicted model, not a curated record. Bases 1 to 849 code for a protein of 282 amino acids. The transcript is spliced from 2 exons.
AUGCAGCCGGUAUCGCCACGAAAUACAUCCUUGACGCCAGUGCCGUCGCUAGAGUCACCGGUGAUCCGGUUUACCACCAUCGAAAAGCUCUUUGAUGAGAUUAACCGCACCACUGGAGAUGUUCUCACCGUCUAUGAUGUAUCAGUCCAGCAGUUUGCCGAAAUUGAGAAGGCAAGAGAUAAAAGACGAAGGAAGGUCCGAUUCCGACGCUUUUCCGCUACUACCAAGAUCCUCAUCAUCACUAUUCCAACUCGAGUCCACGAACUACUCCAUUCCCUCAUUUUUGCCCGCACUAUAAUUGCAGCGGAUAAGAUGGGGUUAGACAAUACCUGGAUGCCAACAGCUAGCACAACAUUUCGAGCACAACACCAGCACCCCAAUGGGGGUAGCGGAGAAGGCGACUCAUCAGGAUGUCCCGCACCAGCUCGCGAUGAUGGUUGGCCGACUCUGGUCAUCGAAGCAGGAUAUUCACAGACUUUGCAAGGGUUGAGACAAUAUAUGGAAUGGUGGUUUCGCGCCUCACGCCAUGAGGUGAAGAUUGUGCUUUUGGCCAAGUUCGAUCGCCCGACACGCACCAUCAUAAUCGAGAAAUGGGUCGAGGUGGUCCAGACCCGAGAAGGCGCCACCAACACACGGGCGACGGCUGAGCCCCGGCCUGUAUGCGACCAAGUCAUCACUAUCACCCAGAAUACUGGCAAUCCCGUGUCGUAUAAUGUCACUAGUGGAGAUUUACGACUGGAGUUUUGCCUUUUAUUCUUGAGACUGCCAACCGGAGCAGAGCGAGACAUCAUUAUCGACGCCCAGCGCCUGAGACAGUACGCAGAGAAUGUCUGGACUGCGGUGCGCUAG